This is a messenger RNA of Trypanosoma grayi, 2271 nucleotides long. Its product is annotated as putative choline/carnitine O-acetyltransferase. The transcript has a single exon. The coding region runs from base 1 to 2271 and encodes 756 amino acids. Gene Ontology annotation, biological process: carnitine metabolic process. Gene Ontology annotation, molecular function: carnitine O-acetyltransferase activity. Gene Ontology annotation, cellular component: mitochondrion. The record is from RefSeq and is a predicted model, not a curated record. NCBI's taxonomy places the organism in Eukaryota, Euglenozoa, Kinetoplastea, Trypanosomatida, Trypanosomatidae.
AUGACACGACCAAUUUGGCAGGAGGUACAAAAGUUCUGGGAGCUCGACUCGACGUUUGAAGUGAAGCGGCGCCAAACCCGAAGCCCUGUACGCACCUUCGCCUCGUGCAAAUUUGAGGAUGAGGUGCUCAGCGUGAACGGCGCGACCGACACUGGCGAGCGGCCACCAAGGGCAUAUGCACUCAGCUACGAGGAGCACCAGUCGUCGCUGCCACGCCUGCCCAUCCCACCGCUGCAGCACACCUGCGACCUGUACCUCCAGUCUAUUCAAGCCAUCGCAACUUCGGAGGAGUACUUCUAUGCCAGCAAGCUGAUGGAGGAGUUCCGCAAGCCCGGCGGCACCGGCGAGCUACUGCACAGCCUCCUCCUCAAAUGGGAUGAGACGUGCGACCAGCCGAGCUGGUUGGAGGAGUUUUGGGAUGACUCCUACAUGUGCACGCGCGACCCCAUUCCGGUGAACGUGAAUUACUUCUUUCAGCUGCGGCAACACCCACAACAGUUGGAUGCGUCCCGCUGUGUCUCGCAGGUGGGGCGCGCUGCGAGCCUGCUGCACGCCGCGACGGAGUACUACUGCUCCAUCCUGCACGGCACCGUCGCAAAGGAGUUCGAUCGAGAUGUGCCGGUGUGCAUGAGCCAAUACCGCUUUAUCUUCACCACCUCACGCGUCCCCGGUCUGCUCCGUGACCGAAAGGUAUGCUACUCUACCAGGCCCCUUACCAGCGACGAGAAGAAGUCUAAGUUCACCGAGUACGUUGCCACAGACCCCACGCACUGUGUGGUUAUUAUCCGUAACCGGUACUUCAAGGUGCAGGUGCUGCGUGGAGAUGGCACACAGUACACUGUGGAGGAACUCGUGCUAGCGCUCAAGCAGAUCGAGAAUUGUGCAACGUCUCGCAAGGAGCCCGGCGCCCCCGUUGGUCUCUUUACGACACUCGAUCGCACCGACUGGUUUCACGCACGCGAGCACCUGAAGGCGCUUGGUAACGCGGAGGUGCUCCAGGCCAUUCAGUCCGCCAUCAUUUGCUUGUGCCUUGACGGCGGGAAGGUGGCCACAGAGAGCGACGCGGCACGGCUCUUCCUUCACGGGUGUGGCACCAACCGCUGGUUUGACCGCCAUAACAUCAUUGUGACGCGGGACGGUAACGCUGGCAUCAACUGGGAGCACUCCGUGGCCGACGGCGGCACCACGCUGCACGUCGCCGAUUUCAUGUACCGAAGGGACUGCGAGCGUUUCAUGACAGAAAAUGACGUAGACGCUCUCAUGGAGCAGCACGAAAAGGCACAUGCAUGCGUGGGAAUGGUGUCGGAGCUGCAGUGGUGCCUCGAUAAGGGACUCGACGCCCUCAUGAAGGCGGCAUUUUCCGACUUCAAACUUCUUAUCGAGAGCAAUGAGAUGAACGUGCUGCAUUUUCAGCAGUUUGGGGGCAUCCGCAUCAAGAAAGGGGGCAUGUCACCAGACGCCUUUGUCCAGGUUGCGCUGCAGCUCACGUACUUUCGUCUUUUUGGGCGAAACUGCGCGACGUACGAGGCGGCAAGCACGCGCACCUUCAGUCACGGGCGGACGGAGUGCGUGCGCAGCACUACACGUGCGGUGUGGGACUUCAGCCACGCAGCGGCAAACCCCGUCUUCUCGCGGCGCGCCGGUUCCUACGUGCCGACGCAGCGGGAGCUUAUGCGCACCGCCCUUAACUGCCACACAGAAUACAUGAAGUUGGCAAAGAAGGGACUCGGCGUGGACCGCCACCUCUACGGGCUGCGGGUGAUGGCGCACAUGCACGGCAUUCCGCUGCCGGAGCUCUUUACCGACAAGUGUUUCCACCGAAGUGCGACUUGGCUCAUGUCGACAUCGCACUGUGGCAGCAGCGCACUCGACGCGUUCGGCUUUGGACCCGUGGUCGGCUCUGGCUUCGGUAUCGGCUACAUGGUCAAGGCGAAUAGUAUUGACUUUGUCAUCACGUCCAAGUGCACGCACCCUUUUACCUCCGUCUCGGUGUUCGCCUCGAUGUUGCAGUCGUCGCUCCUGCAUAUGGACACCAUUGCGCGGAGUGAGCAUGUGGGGAAUCGUGCGAGCGGCCACACGUUGGUCUUCUCACACCCGUGCGGUUUCAACGACUUUGAGUUCACGCCGCAGGACGGAUUUAUUUACCAUAGCUACGCAAAGGAAAGCCUGCGGGAGCUUGCACACGUCGUGGCGGAGGAACAAGAGAGCGGAAGUUCCCCUGACGCCUCUCUCAACGGCUGCUCUUCCGGGGUGGAAUUGGAAGUCUCGUAA